AUGACUCGAUCUGGACUGACAUAUGAGAAAGCGAUAAACAUUGCAAAUGGCCCACAUACAGUUAUUAUACAUAUAAGAUUAGAUAUAACUUUUAACCUCGUUGACUUUCAGCGCCUGACACUCGCGCGGGUUUUAACCAUUGGUCUGAUUGGAAUCGGUCAGAUCACAAGAGUUGCAUCUCGUCGAUCUGCUGCUACUGGUUCAAACCACGAUUCUAUUGCAAUACCACAAAACUUUCUGUAUAAAGAGCACCAAGAAACUAAGGUCGUCACCAUCAACACCACUGAACUAAACAAAAAGCUUGAAUUCACUUCAACAAUGGCGUAUUCCGAUCAAGAAGUUCACUUUCUAAUGGUGACGGCAGCCAUGCAAGGUCACCUAAAUCCGAUGCUCAAGCUUGCCAAACGCCUCGUUUCAAAGGGUAUUCAUAUCACCAUCGCCACCAACGAUAUCGCCCGCCACCAUAUGCUCAACUCUAAAUUCUCUACUUCAACUGAUCCUAACCCUAACCCUAAACCACCUGGAAUCAGUCUGGUUUUCUUCUCCGAUGGACUCAGCCCGGAAUUCGACCGCCACGAAGACCCUGAUACGUUUAUCAAGUCCAUGAGGACUAACGGUAGAAAAAACUUAUCAAACCUAAUUCAAGAUUUAACAUUUCAGGGUAAGAAAUUUUCUUGCAUUAUUUUCAAUCCUUUUUUCCCAUGGGUUGCUGAAAUCGGAGCUGAAAAUUCUAUUCCUUGUGCUACUCUUUGGAUUCAAGCGUGUACUGUUUACUCCGUUUACUACCAUUUCUUGAAGAAUUCCAAUUUAUUUCCAUCUUUGGAAAAUGCAAAUUCAUCUGUAGAAUUGCCUGGAUUACCGGUAUUACAGGUAAAAGAUCUUCCUUCGUUCAUUUUACCAUCAAGUCCUCCUAUAUUUUAUGAAACAAUAUCACAACUUAUUGAGAAAUUAGAUGAGGUAAAAUGGGUUUUAUGUAAUUCUUUCACUGAAUUUGAGAAUGAGGUUGUAAAAUCCAUGGAUUCUCUUCAUUCUAUUUUACCAAUUGGUCCAUUAGUGUCACCAUUUCUUCUAGGAGAAGAAACUAAUAAUAAUACAAUAGAAAAUGUUGAUAUGUGGAGUGCUGAAAAUUCAUGCAUGGAGUGGCUUGACACGAACCCUAAUUCUUCAGUAAUUUACAUUUCUUUUGGUAGUAUUACUGUUUUGUCCCAAACCCAAGUGGAUAAUUUAGCCAUGGCAUUAAAGAACAGUAAUAAACCAUUUCUUUGGGUGAUUAAACCUAACCCUAAAUCUAAAAGUUCUGAAAAUAAAGGAGGUGAGUUGCCAGUUUCUUUCUUGGAGGACACGAAAGGGAAAGGUUUGGUGGUGACAUGGUGUGAGCAAGAGAAGGUUUUAAUGCACAAAGCUGUCGGUUGUUUCAUGACUCAUUGUGGGUGGAACUCGGUGCUGGAGGCGGUGGUGGCCGGAGUUCCGGUAAUAGCUUAUCCGGGAUGGACAGAUCAGCCAACUGUGGCUAAACUAUUGGUUGAUGUUCUGAAGAUUGGUGUUAGGGUUAAAACUGAAGAUGGGGUUGCUAGUCCGAAAGAGAUUGAAAGGUGUAUUGUUGAGAUCGGUGAUGGACUUGAAGCUGAAGAGAUGAAGAAAAGGGCGUUUGAGUUGAAGGAGGCGGCUACGAAAGUGGUGGCGGUUGGUGGAUCUUCUGAUCGGAAUAUUAAUCAGUUUAUCAGUGAAGUGACCGGAAAACCGUUUUGAAUUAGUGUUGGCAAUGGCAAGUACAAUAAGUGACAUGCAAAUUAAGGAAA
This is a messenger RNA of Mercurialis annua (annual mercury), 1799 nucleotides long. RefSeq names its product UDP-glycosyltransferase 84B2-like. The record is from RefSeq and is a predicted model, not a curated record. Gene Ontology annotation, molecular function: UDP-glycosyltransferase activity. The transcript is spliced from 3 exons. NCBI's taxonomy places the organism in Eukaryota, Viridiplantae, Streptophyta, Magnoliopsida, Malpighiales, Euphorbiaceae. Bases 1 to 1749 code for a protein of 582 amino acids.